UGUCAGCGUAGUAGCAUUUGUAGUCGGGCUUUGCGUUAUGCGGACGCAGUUGUCGAGGCUUGGCCAGAAAUGAAAGGAGCACUUCAUUGCCAAAAGGAUUCGUCAACCGACGCACGGUAGCAAAUAACGAGCUCGAGUUGACCUUGUAUUUGAGGAAGGGGAUAGAAAUCUAUAAAUUGUAGUGUUGUUGCCAAUCGGUGGUUAUUUCGCGUCGUCUGUCAUCGUUUCGAGUUGGAAACUGCGUGUUUUAUCCUCUGCACAUACUUAGCUAUUAAAAGUGGUGUUUUUAACCAAUCUGAGUCGCAAAAGUAUACAUUACUCCUUAUUUGUGUCAACCUACUAUUAUCAGGUAUCAUAUUACCUCCCCAGAGGAACUGAAAGUACAUUCAGGAUAUAUCUGGGCGGAUCUGAUCCUGUUUGCAUCGGUCGUGCCUCGAGUUUGCUACAGAUAGCUGGAUUUUGAAGCAGAUUUUUGUUGAAUCCGUUUGAAAGCUCCACAACCGUGGUUCAUUAACCCUAAUUUGCUGUCAUCCUCAACAUCUUUGCUCUUGGAAACACCUGGAAUUUGAAGUGACAUCGAACCCUGAAGAGGAUAAAUCGCGGACAUUGACAGCAUUCUUGAAAAAAGUUGAAAUAUUGCGAUUAUUGCUGGUCCCACCAAGUCACCUUCGACGCCUCUGGUAAUUCGAUCUCAGAUGACAUUACGAAGUCUGGAAAGACAUUUUGUUCAAUGUAUGUGUUUUUGUAGCUAGACUUGGAUUUGUAACUCUUUAAAGGAAGUUCACCAUACCCUUCGGUGUCAUAAUACGUUAAAGAUAUUUUUCUUUGUCGUGAAGAGGAACUGACAUUAAAUUAAACGUGCCUUAACGAACUCGAGUGUUGAGAUUAGGUGAACGAUAUCCUUCCUUGAUUCAAAAGAGGCUGAAGCAAUCAAGGAAUAUUAAUUUGUUCAUACCUCGGAAUUUUUUUACGAACUGAUUGACAUUUUAGAUGAUAAGUUAUGUUAAACAUUGACGAUUUUUGACAAUGAAGUAAUGGUGAUCAGGUUUUUUGAGCUGAGCAACGCGACCGACGUUACGUUAAUCAAUGUAUUAAGAUUAAGUUGCCAUGAUCUUGAGCGUCGUAUACGUCACAAAGGCUUAUUGUUUUGUUCAUGUCAGUCUAUGAGGUCACACCAGGAAAUCAGCAGGUGAGAGAAAUUAUCUGAUUACAAGAUCGCAGACACUGUUUUUUGCUUUGACAUCCAUACAUCCUAUCACUUCUAAAUGUACUUCAGCUUAGUUUGAAAACGUGUUGGGGUUAAAUAUCGCUCAUAAACAAAGAUAAGUCACUGUUUUCGCAUUAUCAAGGCACAAAACAUAAGACGUCAUCAUGAAUGAAACGGACUUCGUCGUCACGGAAGCACCGUACGAUUACGAGAGUCCCCUUCAUUACUCGGAGAGGAUCUUUCUUGCCACGGUGUCGGGUCUGAUUGCCAUCGUCGGUCUCUUAGGAAACGGCCUCGUCAUCGCCGGUGUCGCGCUCUCGAGAAAGCUCCGGACAGCGACUAACGUGUAUGUCGUCAACCUCAGCGUUGCCGAUAUGUUCACCUGUAUUCUCAUGCCAUUCCACGUCAUCGCCGUCUUGAGCACGGAGCGGUACCCGAUCGCCGACUGGACGUGUUCGAUCGCCGCGGCAAGCAGCAUCAUCUCAUCUGGAUGCAGUAUUUUUACCCUGGCUGCGAUUGCCUUAAAUCGUCUAUUCCUCGUCACUCAGCCUAGUCACCGCUACCGUAGCUUCUAUCGAACCCGCAACCUUGUCUUCACGACACUCCUGACCUGGAUCGUGCCGACAGUCUUCACUGUCUUCCCGCCUAUGUUCUCCAUCGGUGAGAUCGGGUUCGAUGAGAAGUACACCCGCUGCGGACCAAAGCACACCGACAACGCCAACGCCAACAUCUACGACAUGAUGCUUGCCACCAUCUUCUACCCCGGUCCUCUCGUCAUCAUCGUCGUCUGCUACGUGAAAAUCUUCGCCUACGUGCGACGUCACAUGAAAUCGAUGUCAUCAACGGAACCAUCGUCGUCAUCCUUUCCGCCUAAGACGCCAUCCGACACCGUUGCGACGUCGCCGCCCAUGUCGCGUACGUCGGAAUCGGCGGAGAAGGGUGAUAAGUAUUUCCAGGACUUAAACAGGAAGCAAACCAAGCAACAUUUUAGCAGACGACAGAUUGAGAUCACGAGAAAUUUGUUUUAUGUCGUGAUCGCUUUCUUCCUGUGCCUGACGCCGUACAGCGUCUCGUUGAUGAUACCAGGGAGUGACCACCUGGUGCCUUAUGCUGGAGCUAUAUACCUCCUAGGGAGUUGUGUGAACCCAUUCAUCUAUGCGACCAAACAUCCGCACUUUAAAAAUGUCCUCCGUUGCAUCAUCCAGUGUCGCUUUGCGGACAUCGACCAACCUGCUAAAUUUCUUCGCAGGAUCAUCUCCAACAAACAGAUGACACACAUCGUCAGCGGCAACAACCACUCCACCAAGAAGGAGCCUCUCAAAUAAUGGUCCGGACAUCGCUUGAAUGAUGACAUCGUUAAUCUGACUGCUAAGAGAGCAGUAUAUGCUUGUAGGUAAGCAAAGAGAUGGACCUUCAGGUUUCGGUCCUCUUCGGGGGCUUGGUAAUGACUUGAUACUGAGGAUUACUGCGUAACCAUAAUGACCAAAGCCCACUAGCGCAUCAACUUGGGUUCGAACCCGUGACCUCCCAGUUACAAUGCCACUGCUCGACCUCUAAGCCAUCAACGUGAUUAAGAGAGGAUAAUAUAACGCAAUCAGACGUACCUAUACUUUUAAAAUCUAUUCGAGAGAGUGGGUAAUGAGGAUCAAUGCCUUACCAAAGGACAUUAGCGCAUCACUGUGGUUUCGAACCUGGGACUUCUGUGUCACUAGACCCCUACUCUACCACUGAGUCCAGGAUGCGGCGAGUUCGGUAGAGUUCUUGGGCGCUGUUGCUCUCCAUCUUCAAGGAUCUUCUCUGCGGUUUGGCAAGGGUCGAAACGUUUCGCAAGGUGAUCUUCAAAUUACAAAAUGCAAAGAGGAUUCCUUGAUCAAAUUAGCUGUAAUAGCCGCGAUGACGGAGUUGCGGUCGCUAGUUGAAUUAAAGACUUCUUGAAGACGAAUAGAAGAAGACAGCGUAUCGUGAAGCACCAGAUAGCUAGGCUAGAUGGAAUCUGCCUAAUCACUGCAGACUAGGCCUGUAAAAUGAUAACAUUUGAAGAAGCAUAACUGAAUGACAAGGGCCAGGUGCAUUUCUGGCCUAGAUAUGACGUGAAAAGACCCUGAGAUCUCAAUUCGCAACGAAGAUGAAGCAAAAUCAGGGAGAGGUGUUGGACAAAAAUAUGUAAGCAUGACGGA
Strongylocentrotus purpuratus (purple sea urchin) is the source of this 3384-nucleotide messenger RNA. Its product is annotated as opsin Rh5. Gene Ontology annotation, biological process: G protein-coupled receptor signaling pathway. Gene Ontology annotation, cellular component: membrane. Bases 1372 to 2532 code for a protein of 386 amino acids. Lineage: Eukaryota; Metazoa; Echinodermata; Echinoidea; Camarodonta; Strongylocentrotidae. The record is from RefSeq and is a predicted model, not a curated record. Gene Ontology annotation, molecular function: G protein-coupled receptor activity. The transcript is spliced from 2 exons.